Messenger RNA from Pochonia chlamydosporia 170, 1074 nucleotides. RefSeq lists its product as hypothetical. Lineage: Eukaryota; Fungi; Ascomycota; Sordariomycetes; Hypocreales; Clavicipitaceae. Bases 1 to 1074 code for a protein of 357 amino acids. The transcript is spliced from 3 exons. The record is from RefSeq and is a predicted model, not a curated record.
AUGGACAGCCAGACCCUCAUCAUCCACUGGCUUUUCAGCUGGAUUGCGCUCCUCAUCAUGGGAACCAGGCUCGUCUGGAGACGAGUGGCUAAGGAGACCUAUAACAUGGGAGACUACUGCACUAUUGGUGCAAUCGUCUGCGCGUUGGCAAGACUUUCUUUGAUUCAUGUCACACUUAUAUGGGGCACCAAUAAACUGUCAGACGCGUAUCGAAGUACGCAUGUCCUCACUGUUACGGAUAUCUACCAACGGGAAAUUGGAAGCAAACUUGUCAUAGUGAAUCGUUUCUUUUAUAACUCAUACCUCUGGCUACAAAAGUUGACUUUGUUGGACUUGAAUAUUCGCCUCAUCAGACAUAAUCGAUUCGAGAAUGCCAUCAUAAGAACAUAUCUUGUCGUGUUCUUCAUAUCCUAUGUCGCUGUUCAGGUCAUGACUUUUGCCGAAUGCCGGCCCUUUCACCUCUAUUGGCAGGUUGUACCAAGCCCAGGCAAAUGUGCCGAGGCGCAAAUCCAGCUCUUCGUUCUCGGAAUUCUCAACAUUAUCACAGACAUUAUGCUAUUCGUCCUUCCAAUUCCGGUAGUACUGAAAUUGCAGGUUCCAUGGCGAAAAAAAGCUCAAAUAGUUGCUCUAUUUGCCCUUGGCGUCUUUAUUAUUGCCAUAACUCUUAUCCGAUUACCGAUAAAUUCGAGUCAUGGCCUAAGCCAAGACAACAGAACGACGUGGAUGGCUACUGAGCUGGUGACGUCGGCUAUUGUUGUCAACGCCCCAGCGAUCUACGGAUUAUGGAACAAGAAGAGAGUCCAGCAAAGGACUUUAACUCAUCAGAGCAACACUCGUAGCCAGAGUGGGAGUAGAAAGGAAAGCACGUACAAGACAACGAUUUUGGGUAGCGGUGAUUCUUACUCGUUAGGCCCUAUGCCCAAGGUGGGGGCUGGAAUAUGGCAGACAAGGGAGGUCACCGUUGUUGAAGAUGUUCAGGGUGAAGGGAGAAGAGACAAGGAUGAUGAGGAACUAUCAGAAGAGCUGGGGUAUUCUACAAGAUGUUCGAGCGAGAGAGAAUUCAUGCGGCGCUGA